Molecule: messenger RNA, 813 nt
Organism: Lacerta agilis (Sand lizard)
Lineage: Eukaryota; Metazoa; Chordata; Lepidosauria; Squamata; Lacertidae
Gene: MIS12
Product: MIS12 kinetochore complex component
Exons: 2
Coding region: 136-753 (205 amino acids)
Biological process (GO): mitotic sister chromatid segregation; kinetochore assembly; protein localization to kinetochore
Cellular component (GO): nucleus; chromosome, centromeric region
Source: RefSeq, a predicted model, not a curated record
GAAAGGCUAAAAAGUGGCGGGAAAAGCAAAGGGGCUUCCAGUCGGCGCUGCACCGGAGAGGCUGCCGUGGUUGUGGGUUCGAAUCCUCGCUUGGAAAGACUUCCAUGCUGUGUUUGUGUAGGCAGUUUUGCAAAAAUGUCGGUAAAUCCCAUGGCCUACGAGGCCCAGUUCUUCGGCUUCACUCCUCAGACGUUCAUGUUGCGGAUAUAUGUAGCCUUCCAGGACCACCUUGCUCACGUAAUGCUUGUGGUGGAGGACACGAUUCUGAAUAAAUUGGAGUGCAUCCGUCCCAAUAAGCUCACACCAUCCAUAAUCCGGAGGAGCACGGAGCAGUUCUUCUCUUUAAUGAAGAAGAUUUUCAACAACCUCUUUGGCAAAAUGGAAGACACCCUUCUGAAAACGGUGUUGAGCAUCCCCCCAAAUGUUUUGCUUCCGGAAGACAAAGGCCAAGAGGAAUUCCACUACACUCCAGAACAGUUUCAGGAGCUCCAGCAUGAGAUUGACCAGCUGGAACGACAACUCAAGGCCGAAAGCUCAGCCGAACAGGCUCUUCUAGCGGAGCUGGAGGAGCAAAAGAUUGUCCAAGCACACUUUGAAGGGAUCCUCCAGUGGUUUGACAGCCUUGACAACGUAGGCAGAGAAGCGGGGGUCGGCAACCUGAAAGAAAGCUUUUCCGCCUUGUCAAAAACAACUGUCAAACUCCAGAGUGUCGUGCGGGAGGUGGAAGAGAAAAUGAACAAGCUGAAGAAGUGAUUGAGUAAAGGUGGGGGUAGAGAACCUUCAAGUGUUCUUGGACUCUCGUUCCCAUCAGAC